Molecule: messenger RNA, 3512 nt
Organism: Gambusia affinis (western mosquitofish)
Lineage: Eukaryota; Metazoa; Chordata; Actinopteri; Cyprinodontiformes; Poeciliidae
Product: protein O-mannosyl-transferase TMTC2-like
Exons: 12
Coding region: 328-2892 (854 amino acids)
Biological process (GO): protein O-linked glycosylation via mannose
Cellular component (GO): endoplasmic reticulum membrane
Molecular function (GO): protein binding; mannosyltransferase activity
Source: RefSeq, a predicted model, not a curated record
UCCUUCUCCAGCCUCUGCUCCAGCACCACAGCAGCGAGCGAGAGAGAGAGAUGCGCUCAUUGAGGACACGGCAGCAACGAAAUGCGCACAGCCCCGCUCCCGGUCCGGGGAAAGCAGAGCCCUGACCCCUGCUCUCUUACCGUGAUGGGUUAGAGGGGACAUGGCAAACUUUGACACACUUUGCUUGACACAGGGGAAUCAUGCCCGGAGAUCCGCGCUGCCGAGCGACUCAGCUCAGAGCACAAUAACAGAGAAGUGAGAGAGAAGGAGAGCGAGAGAGCCGAUUCUAUUUUCUGACUGUUUCUAUUCCGUUUUUGGCUUUGAGAGAUGAUCACGGAGCUGGUGUGCACCGCCGUGGCUGUGGGUCUCUAUCUGAACACGCUGGACGCAGAUUUCUGCUACGAUGACAGUCGAGCCAUCAAGACGAACCAGGACCUUCUGCCAGAGACGCCGUGGACCAACAUUCUGUAUGAUGAUUUCUGGGGGACGCUGCUCACCCACAGCGGCAGCCACAAGUCAUUCCGCCCGCUCUGCACCCUCUCCUUCCGCCUCAACUACACCCUGCACGGCCUGCGACCUUGGGGUUACCACUUGCUGAACAUCGUGCUGCACGGCCUGGUCACGGCCCUGGUCACGGCCCUCAGUCACUCGCUGCUCGGCAGGGGCUUGUGGAGCCUCCUCGCCGGCCUGCUUUUCGCCUCUCACCCGGCGCACACCGAAGCGGUCGCCGGCGUGGUCGGCAGGGCGGACGUCGGUGCCGCCUUGUUUUUCCUGCUGUCUCUCCUCUGCUAUGUGAGACACUGCGGAUUACGGGGUGACAAAUGGAGGGCUUUUCAGAGGAGGACAUGUGGCGGCGGCUCCACUACCAGAUGCUGGGGCUGGAUGCUGGGCAGCCUGUGGUGUGCAGCUGCCAGCAUGUUGUGGAAGGAGCAGGGUGUGACUGUGCUGGCUGUGUCGGCCGUGUACGACCUCUUUGUGUUCCAGAAGCUGCGCGUUCGCCAGGCACUACUGCUCCUGUUAGGGAAGAAAAAGAACCUAAGUGUUUUGCUGAGUCUCUGCACGCUGGCCUGCUGGGGAGUCAUUUUGCUGUCAGUCCGCCUCUACUGGAUGGGAAACAAGCCUCCAAACUUCUCCAACUCAGACAACCCAGCAGCUGACUCUCCACAUUUACUCACUCGAACGCUAACAUUCCUCCACUUGCCUGCUGCCAAUGCCUGGCUCCUGCUCUGCCCGGACAAGCUCAGCUUUGACUGGUCCAUGGACGCCGUGCCCUUGGUCAGGUCCUUGGCCGACUGGAGGAACCUUCACACUGCUGCCUUUUACUGCGGGUUGAUCCUCCUGGCUUUGUUCGGUUUCCGCGGUGCCACUGUCACAGCGAAGGAGACCAACGGGAAAUCCCAUCUAACAAAUGGGAAAUCGGUCACGAAUGGGAAUGGUUACCAUGUCCCUGACACAAACCAAAACAGGGACCUGCCAAAACCCACUCUCAAUGGGUCUGCUGUACCUCACCGCUGUUACUCCCACACAUCCCUGCCCCCCACAGAAAGCUUAGUUGUGUUUUCAUUGGGAAUCCUGGCAUUGCCUUUCAUCCCAGCCACCAACUUAUUCUUUUAUGUGGGUUUUGUGAUUGCAGAGAGGGUACUGUACAUCCCCAGCAUAGGCUAUUGCCUACUAGUUGCGACAGGUGCACGAACGUUGUAUGUUAGACUGAGGACAAGAGCCUGCAAGGCUGCAAUGUUGUGUCUUUGCAUCGGACUCGUGCUACUGAACGGGCUCAAAACAGUUCAAAGGAACAAAGACUGGAGCAACGAAGAAAAUCUUUACAAGUCUGGGAUCCAUGUGAACCCUGCAAAAGCCUGGGGAAACCUGGGAAACGUACUGAAGAACCAGGGCAAGAUGGCGGAGGCGGAGAAGGCAUACCGAAAUGCUCUUCACUACCGAGGGAACAUGGCUGACAUGCUGUAUAACCUGGGUUUGCUGCUGCAGGAGAACGAACGUUUCUCUGAGGCGCUGCAGUAUUACAAGCUCGCCAUUGGGAGUCGACCAACUUUGGCAUCGGCUUACUUGAACACAGGAAUAAUCCUCAUGAACCAGGGCGACCUGGAAGAGGCCAAGCGCACCUUCCUCACUUGCGCUGACAUUCCAGAUGAAAACUUGAAGGAUCCUCACGCCCACAAGAGCUCAGUCACCAGCUGCCUGUAUAACCUGGGGAAGCUGCUUCAUGAGCACGGCCAGCAGGAGGAGGCUCUGUAUAUUUAUAAAGAAGCAGUGCAGAAAAUGCCAAAACAGUUUGCACCACACAGCCUUUUCAACAUGAUGGGAGAGGCCUAUAUGCGCCUGAACAGGCUGGAAGAGGCCGGUUACUGGUACAGAGAGUCCCUCAAAGCAAAGCCUGACCACAUCCCUGCCCACCUCACCUACGGCAAACUAUUGUCAAUCAUUGGGGAGAAAACCGAAGCAGAGAAAUACUACAUGAGAGCAAUUCAGCUCGAUCCUACUAAAGGAAACUGUUACAUGCACUAUGGUCAGUUCCUGUUGGAGCAGUCUCGUCCUAAAGAAGCGGCGGAGAUGGCUGAGAGAGCUGCCGAGCUGGACAUGGAUGAAUUCGAUGUGGUCUUCAACGCUGCUCACAUGCUCAGACAGGCCAAUCUAAAUGAAGCAGCAGAGCGGCAGUAUAAACGUGCAGCCAGCCUCAGACCAGAUUAUCCAGCUGCUCUGAUGAACCUUGGCGCCAUCCUUCACCUGAACGGGAAGCUUCCCGAGGCAGAGGCCAACUACCUACGAGCCCUUCAACUCAAACCUGACGACGCCAUCACUCAGUCCAACCUGCGCAAGCUGUGGAACAUCAUGGAGCGACAGGGGCUCAAGACGAAGCAGAGAGGGGAGCCCUAAGCCGAGAAGACCACCGUCUCGUAUCUUUGCGGUGCUCAAAGCAUGGAGCGGGACGGAGGCAAAAUGCUCAGUCGAGUUCGGGGAUAGUCGAAGUUGGUGUGAUUGAAGUUUGAUGGCAAACUUCUGCAUUACACCGCAGUGUUCAUUUGGUGGCUCAGACUACUAAAACUAAAUCUAAUGGUUCUUUUACCAUAAAUGUGAUACAGCUCUUGCUAAAGGAGACAAAAACGGAGAGAUGCACCGAGAAAUUGGCUAGGGACUAGCACCGACCAGCGGUGUCAACAACUCACAAAUGCUUUCUUUUCUUCAAGCCGUAAACAAGUAGGCACUAACAACAGCACAAUUCAGGUUGAGAUCUGUUGCUGUGGGAAUUAGGGAGGCAUCAGAGGAAGCUCAAAAUUUGCAGGAAGCUGUAACAAAGGGAAGAGAGAGACCUCGGCAGAUACCAGGUGAACUGGGGUAUAAACAUAGACGGCUUCUUUGAAAUCUCAGAGUUAUGGCAAAAAUCUACGUUCUCCAGGACAUUGGUUCGCAAUCUUUUUCUCAUAAGUACCACCUCAGUACAUUCUAGCUUUCCAAGUACCUCCAUGAUCAUUGACAUUUUUAAAACAGUAACACAA